Molecule: messenger RNA, 2149 nt
Organism: Caenorhabditis auriculariae
Lineage: Eukaryota; Metazoa; Nematoda; Chromadorea; Rhabditida; Rhabditidae
Source: the annotation of a GenBank genome assembly
AUGCCGUUCCGAUGUCCGACGUCCACACUAUGUGAGUUUUUUGUUACUUUUUCAAUUAUAUUAUUUUUUUUACUUGUAUCACCCUCGACCUAAACUCGCGUACUCGCGUUAGAAUACUUCUGGCGCGUUAAGCCUAAGCCUUUCUUGCGUCUAAAUUCCUUUAAUGGUUUUAAGAUGUCCCAAAUUUUCAAAAUUAGUGCGUGACUCUUCCUGUUGUUCUUUGGGCGGCGGUCAGACCGUGGAAUGGUUCAUUUUGGUAUUCCCAGUGGAUCUACUUGGUCUGACGCGUUCUUAAGUGGACCCUAUAGCGGGAAGGGUCUAGAGUCGAUGGGUAGAAAAUGAGGCUCUGCGGAACGGAAAAAGACGUUCUGGGAUCUCAUUCCAGCACUGUCGUUCAGUUCUGCUGGCCGACAUUUUUCACAAUAUCGAGAUAAUUCCGAUUCUUUUGAUUAUUCACUCAAGUGGUUACUUUCAGAUCUCCCGGAGAAGCCAGAAGGUUCACGAAAAAGACAGCUGAGACGCCUUGAAUCCUCUGUUGUCUAUGACUCGAGUUGGAGCAGAAACAAGCAAACUUUGCAGUUCGAGAGGGUGAUUUUAAAACAAAAAACAAAUCCGAUUUCAGAAAAUUCCAAAGAUCCCACGACCUAAACUCGCGUACUUGCGUUAGAAUACUUCUGGCGCGUUAAGCCUAAGCCUUUCUUGCGUCUAAAUUCCUUUAAUGGUUUUAAGAUGUCCCAAAUUUUCAAAAUUAGUGCGUGACUCUUCCUGUUGUUCUUUGGGCGGCGGUCAGACCUUGGAAUGGUUCAUUUUGGUAUUCCCAGUGGAUCUACUUGGUCUGACGCGUUCUUAAGUGGACCCUAUAGCGGGAAGGGUCUAGAGUCGAUGGGUAGAAAAUGAGGCUCUGCGGAACGGAAAAAGACGUUCUGGGAUCUCAUUCCAGCACUGUCGUUCAGUUCUGCUGGCCGACAUUUUUCACAAUAUCGAGAUAAUUCCGAUUCUUUUGAUUAUUCACUCAAGUGGUUACUUUCAGAUCUCCCGGAGAAGCCAGAAGGUUCACGAAAAAGACAGCUGAGACGCCUUGAAUCCUCUGUUGUCUAUGACUCGAGUUGGAGCAGAAACAAGCAAACUUUGCAGUUCGAGAGGGUGAUUUUAAAACAAAAAACAAAUCCGAUUUCAGAAAAUUCCAAAGAUCCCACGACCUAAACUCGCGUACUCGCGUUAGAAUACUUCUGGCGCGUUAAGCCUAAGCCUUUCUUGCGUCUAAAUUCCUUUAAUGGUUUUAAGAUGUCCCAAAUUUUCAAAAUUAGUGCGUGACUCUUCCUGUUGUUCUUUGGGCGGCGGUCAGACCGUGGAAUGGUUCAUUUUGGUAUUCCCAGUGGAUCUACUUGGUCUGACGCGUUCUUAAGUGGACCCUAUAGCGGGAAGGGUCUAGAGUCGAUGGGUAGAAAAUGAGGCUCUGCGGAACGGAAAAAGACGUUCUGGGAUCUCAUUCCAGCACUGUCGUUCAGUUCUGCUGGCCGACAUUUUUCACAAUAUCGAGAUAAUUCCGAUUCUUUUGAUUAUUCACUCAAGUGGUUACUUUCAGAUCUCCCGGAGAAGCCAGAAGGUUCACGAAAAGGACAGCUGAGACGCCUUGAAUCCUCUGUUGUCUAUGACUCGAGUUGGAGCAGAAACAAGCAAACUUUGCAGUUCGAGAAGGUGAUUUUAAAACAAAAAACAAAUCCGAUUUCAGAAAAUUCCAAAGAUCCCACGACCUAAACUCGCGUACUUGCGUUAGAAUACUUCUGGCGCGUUAAGCCUAAGCCUUUCUUGCGUCUAAAUUCCUUUAAUGGUUUUAAGAUGUCCCAAAUUUUCAAAAUUAGUGCGUGACUCUUCCUGUUGUUCUUUGGGCGGCGGUCAGACCGUGGAAUGGUUCAUUUUGGUAUUCCCAGUGGAUCUACUUGGUCUGACGCGUUCUUAAGUGGACCCUAUAGCGGGAAGGGUCUAGAGUCGAUAGGUAGAAAAUGAGGCUCUGCGGAACGGAAAAAGACGUUCUGGAAUCUCCUUCCAGCACUGUCGUUCAGUUCCGCUGGCCGACAUGUCCCAGAAAAAAGUUUUCGUCGUUCAACUAAAUCUUCAAAAUAUUACUAGUUUGCAGGUCGCUGUGUGA